Molecule: messenger RNA, 1639 nt
Organism: Prorocentrum cordatum
Lineage: Eukaryota; Dinophyceae; Prorocentrales; Prorocentraceae
Source: the annotation of a GenBank genome assembly
GAUAUGGAGCCGGCCGCGCUCGCCGCCUGACGCCGCGCGGCGGCGCGCGCAUGACGAGGGCGGCAUGUUCUUGGAGGACGGGGAGAAGGAGGACCUCUCCAAGGUCCCUGUGGCCGAGCUGAAGAAGCGCCUCUUCUGGUGCGGCGCUUCACUGCCCGCAGUGCCCGACAAGGCCGAGCUGAUAGCCGCUGUCUUGAAGGCCGAGUCUGAGAAAAGGUGGAAAGACGCCCAGGCGGCCAGACUCCGCCAGCAGAGGGAGAGGACGAAGGCCGAUCAGUCGAAGCCGGCGCCCCCGCGGGAGUCCAGGCCGCUCGACUUCGAUCAGAAGAUCGGCACCGAGGAGGACCAGGAGAUUGUGGCGCUGCACUGCAUGUCGGAAGGACAGCUUCGGACGAAGAUCGAGGAGUACGGGCACGAUGUGCCCAAGGGCGACGUCGGCAAGCACUACCUCGUGGCGCUGUGCAAGACGGCGGUGCGGAACAAGCGUGCCAGGAAGGAGAAGGCGGACUCGGGCGGCGGGGCCGAGGAGGACGUCGUGAUACCGACAACCCAGGAGCUCGCCAAGAUGAAACGUCCAACUGGCUCGGCGGUUUUCGUGGAAAUUGUAGCAAACGACCUGAUGAAGAGAUACGCGCCCAACGAGGUUGGCAAAGUCUUCAAGAUCAUCAAGGACGACGGAGGCUCGUAUCCCUACAGGCUGGCCCGCUGCGAAGCCCGGCACUGGUUCUCCGAAAACGACAUAAAGUGGCCAGACUUAGAUAGCAAGCCAGUGAAGAGAAAGAAAGCGAGCUCACUGGAGAAGCCUCCGGACAUGCCGAAGCAAGUCAUGAUCAUGCAGGACAGGUACGGUUGCCAAGCAGGUGAGCUGAAAGACGUGAAGGGUCAGACCGGCGACCAGCAGAGCUGGAUAUUGACUGGAGGGAAGCAGGUGCCCAAAGCCCAGGAAGGCGUCGGCUGGUCGCGGGUUGAGCCGGAGGAAGCGCCGCCCCCGCCGCCCGGGCCGCCGCCGCCACCGGGGUCUGCAGCCGCGGCGCCAGCGACACGGACGUCAGCGGCACCGACGGCAGCGCAAGAAGCAAAGAUCGCCCAGACGGAGGAGGAGAUCAUGGCGCAGAUGGAGGAGAUGCAGGCGGAGAUGGAUAGGGAAGCCCAGGCGGACCAGACGCCCGUGGUCGCGCCGGCGCCGGCCGCGGCCAAGGGCCCUCCGGAGGCGCCAGAGGCUGCACCCGCGCCCAGGGCGUCGCCAUCACCAGAGCCAGCGCCCGCCACGGGGAGUCAGCCCGACCUCGAGGCAGCCGCCAGGGCUGGCGCCGCCGCCGCCGCUGAGGCCGCCACUAGAAGGGCCGAGGAGGCGGCCAAGAAGGCGGCGGAGGAGUCCAAGGCCGCCGCCGCCGCCACGAGGCCCGGCGAGAAGCGUAGGAGAAAUGCGGCUGCUGAUCUUUCUGCCCGCGCCGCUCGGAUUGCCGCAAAAAAGGCAGCGCGUAGCGCGCCUCAGUCGCAGCAGUCAGAGGUGCUGCUCAGCGACGGCGAGGACGACGUCACCGCUGUGAAUGACGUCACCACCUUGGACGCGGAGCCAGCUACAUCGAAGGCUCGCGGCGCGACUGUGACCCUGGACGACGCCCAGGAGAUCAUGUAG